GCCAUAGGGGUAAGUUAGGCAACCGGGUUUAUUUUUAUCCAUAUCGUCAGAUAGCGCUAGUAGUCAUAAGGAAUGUGUUAAACAUCUUUCCGAAACAUCUGCAUUACACGUUAGUCUCGUAACAAUACCUACAGAGAUCGUACAUAAUUUUUUCCAUUGGCGAGUGUUCGUGGUAAAAUAAUUAUUUUGUAGUUUUACUGUGUUUGUGAACUCAAGGUGAGUUUGUUUCUUAUGUUUUAUAUUUAUAUUGAUUGGAGGGUUUUUCGUCUACAUUUUACAUCUUAAUUGAAAGAUAUAAUCCAUCUGAAUGAAAAAGUAGAAAGUCCUUUAGGCAGUGAUGUCAAUUGGGGCAAGUGGGCCAAAGAAAACAGGGCCAAGUUGGCCAUAUGGCGAAUUUGCCCCGAAACGUAAGAUUAAUUUAAUUUAUUAUUUUUCAGGAAAUAGAAGCAUGCGUACCUAUAAAAGGAAAACAGAAAGAGGCAAAACACCGAAGGGGGUCAUGCUGGAUGCGGUGUCUGCAGUUGUAAAGGGAAAACAAUCAGUUAGGAAAACAGCUCUCGAUUUCAACAUUCCUAGAAAAACCCUUUCAAGAUAUGUUAACAAAUUCAUAGAGAACGGUGGAAGUGAAGGCAACGUACCGGAAGAAGAAAUUGAAGUUGGAUAUGUGAAAUAUCGGCAGGUAUUUCCUCGGCAACAAGAAGAGCAUCUACCUGAAGAAAGCAGCAGACAUAUAUUACGGUUUAUCACCGAGAGAAGUCAGAAAAUUGGCUUUCCAGUACGCAGUUGCUAUAAAUGCCAAAAAGUUGGUUGGAAAAAAAAAUGGCCGGGGAAGAUUGGUUAACAGCAUUUAUAAAAAGGAAUUCUUCUCUUUCUAUAAGGACACCGGAAGCCACCAGUCAAGCCAGAGCAUCCAGUUUCAAUCCGACAAACGUCUCAAAAUUUUUCGAUAAUUUGAAAAAAUUUUUGAGAAAAUACCAGUUUCUCCCGUCUGAUAUAUACAAUAUGGAUGAAACUGGAAUAACUACAGUGCAAAAACCCAACAAGGUAAUAGCUCGUCGAGGAUUUAAACAGAUUGGAAGAAUUAAAUCAGCUGAAAGGGGAUCUCUGGUGACGAUGGCUCUUGCUGUUUCUGCUGCAGGAAACAGCAUUCCUCCUUUUUAUGUCUUUCCGCGGGUCAACUUUCGAGAUUAUUUUCUACAAAAUGCUCCAAUAGGUAGUGAUGGAGACAGCAAUCGAUCUGGGUGGAUGAUUGAGGCAAAUUUCAUAAAGUUUGAAAAACAUUUCAUUAAAUAUUCUCGAGCAUCUCAAGAUAAACCUGUACUUCUGCUCUUAGACAAUCAUGAUUCACAUCUCUCGAUCGAAGCUCUAGAUUUGUUCAAAAAACAUGGAGUGAUAGUUCUGUCAUUUCCUCCUCACUGCAGCCACAAGUUGCAGCCACUGGACCGAAGCGUUUAUGGCCCCUUCAAAAAAUACAUAAAUACAGCUGCAGAUGCUUGGAUAACAAAUAAUCCUGGAAAAACAAUGAAUAUCUAUAAUAUUCCACAGUUAGCCAAAGAAGCUUUGCCAUUAGCCUGUACUCCAAAAUUAUUAUAAUUAAUAUAAUAUAAUUAUUGAUUUUUCAUUUCUUCUUGCAUCUUACAUAUGGAGCAAAUUACCCCAGACCUAAGACCAACUUACCCCGAACCCGGGGAUAGUUGGCCCACUUGACAUCAACACAUAUAACUAAUUAUUACACUGAAAACAUUUGAAUUACAAAUUACUUUGAAGUGUUUUAGGUAAGCCUAAACUUGAAGCAUUUUAACUAAGUUUUGCUCACUAAGCAAUUUCAAUUAAUUCAUCUUAAAAAGGAAAAAGUUUAAAAAAUGGGCCA
Messenger RNA from Harmonia axyridis, 1870 nucleotides. Its product is annotated as MFS-type transporter clz9-like. Bases 793 to 1593 code for a protein of 266 amino acids. NCBI's taxonomy places the organism in Eukaryota, Metazoa, Arthropoda, Insecta, Coleoptera, Coccinellidae. The transcript has 2 exons. Gene Ontology annotation, molecular function: DNA binding. Gene Ontology annotation, cellular component: nucleus. The record is from RefSeq and is a predicted model, not a curated record.